UAGCCUGUCUAUUGGAUUAAUAAUUCACCGUAAAUCCUAGAAAGGAAGAUCGAGGCAUUUAUACCUGUUUUUUGUUUUUGUAGACCCUCAUUCGUUUCCGCUUCCCCUUUCGCGGUUUGCCCCUCCUUGACUCACCUCUCCUCAAAUAUUCAACACUCCACUUCUACAGCUUUAAUUAUGACUUUCACGCUUUACGAUGCGACUAUCGUCGAGGCUAAACUGGCCCUGGCAUCACUGGACCAUAUUCUCACUGAAGCAGAGAAGCAUAGCAAUGCAGCCAGCUUCCCAGAUGCGCGACUCCACGAAGACAUGAACCCGCUGAGCUUCCAGGUCCAUGCAGCCACUCGAUUCGCGGAGAAGUUAGUCGCCAGGCUCUCUGGAAGGGAGUCUGUCGAGUUUGAAGACAAACUCGUCACAUUUCAGGAUAUGCACUCGCGCAUUCAAAAGGCCCAGGAGUUGCUUGGAAAGGCUGAUAAAGACGUCGUGAAUCAGCAGGGAGAGGAGGUUGCCCCGACAGCAUUGCCAUCGGCGGGAACAAUGGACCUGCCCGGGAAAGCAUUUGCCAUGGGAGCGGCUGUCCCUAAUAUCAACUUUCACCUGUCAAUGGCUUAUGCUAUUCUGAGGAAGGAGGGUGUGCCUUUGGGAAAGAAGGAUUUCAUCAUGCCUUUUGUAGGCGAGUAUAUUGUGAAGAUGCAAUAGAUGCGGGAUAACCUGAAGUAACUGAGAUGACAAUUUGACCACCUACAUAUUGCUGUUUGGCCUUACACCUCAUGACUUAUAUCUAUGCUCAAAAAGGUCUGCCAUUGAAUGAUCUCGUUGGUCAUCCAAUUCUUGGUCUUAUGCUGGUAGGGCCUUGGACAAGGUACAUCUUUGCCCCUUUAUGCUGUCGUUUGGAGCUUAUCAAAGAGUCUUAUUCUAGCCAUGCAAUAUAUGCGCAACCGUUGUGAUUAAAGAGUGAACCCAAUUGAGAGCAGAUAGUUGUAACCUUCUAUAAAAUUUGAUAUAG
Molecule: messenger RNA, 1006 nt
Organism: Fusarium oxysporum Fo47
Lineage: Eukaryota; Fungi; Ascomycota; Sordariomycetes; Hypocreales; Nectriaceae
Product: DUF1993 domain-containing protein
Exons: 1
Coding region: 178-699 (173 amino acids)
Source: RefSeq, a predicted model, not a curated record